Molecule: messenger RNA, 591 nt
Organism: Penicillium canescens
Lineage: Eukaryota; Fungi; Ascomycota; Eurotiomycetes; Eurotiales; Aspergillaceae
Exons: 1
Coding region: 1-591 (196 amino acids)
Source: RefSeq, a predicted model, not a curated record
AUGUAUCCAAGCUCCACCAGCAAUCAGAAAUCUCUAGACCCCCUACACGAUAAUCUUGUUGCUUUAACAAUCACUUCUAAACAAGUCAACCUUGGUAUCGAGCGUCUUCCAUCGGUAACUACAGGAAGCAAUAACUCUCCGAGUGACGGCAGUAAUGGCUAUUUGGAGAUAACAGGAGUUUCUCAGGCUUUUCUAGUCCGGACGUCUGACGAGGACGGCGUGCAACCUGGCCAUUUCUCACAUACGCAGAUGGAAGGUCAGACUGCCCCACAAGGGGAAACAACGCAGGGCGCCUAUGCCCUGCAAUCACCUACGACACUUGUUAUCAUCAGGCCCCUUUCAUCUUCAACAGCAGCAGAUUCUGUUUCCUCGAGUCCCUCCAAUGGUGCUUCAUUGGAUGGGAGCGGGAUAUCGCCCUCAAGGCAAAGCCUUGCGGUAAUUUUCGGCAGUAUUCUAGGAGCAAGCGUCUUUUCCGUUGCAUUGCAAUCCUGCACAGGCUGUGUUGUCGAAAUUUCCGCAAUACGAGAGUCCAAAGGCAUGCCAUUCGUAACGCAUGUCACGGUGGCCAAGAAAGCAAACGUUCAGAACUAA